Molecule: messenger RNA, 1173 nt
Organism: Aspergillus glaucus CBS 516.65
Lineage: Eukaryota; Fungi; Ascomycota; Eurotiomycetes; Eurotiales; Aspergillaceae
Product: replication factor C subunit 3
Exons: 5
Coding region: 1-1173 (390 amino acids)
Biological process (GO): DNA-templated DNA replication; DNA repair
Cellular component (GO): DNA replication factor C complex; Rad17 RFC-like complex; Ctf18 RFC-like complex
Molecular function (GO): DNA binding; ATP hydrolysis activity; ATP binding
Source: RefSeq, a predicted model, not a curated record
AUGUCGGACUACGAGGAUAAUAUGGACGUGGACGUGUCCAAGGACGUUCAGUUUAGCUCGUCAGACGCCAAUGGAAAGGCAAAGAGGACUGCAGCUGAUUUGCCGGUGGAAGCUCAAGAUAACUUGCCUUGGGUGGAAAAGUACCGUCCAGAUACCAUUGAAGAUGUCUCCGGUCACCAAGAUAUCCUUGCGACGAUUAACAGAUUCGUUGAAUGCAAUCGACUGCCACAUCUACUCCUCUACGGGCCCCCAGGAACCGGCAAAACAUCCACGAUCCUAGCCCUUGCGAGACGGAUAUACGGGACCAAGAACAUGCGACAGAUGGUGCUGGAACUCAAUGCCAGUGACGACAGAGGCAUUGACGUUGUCCGCGAACAAAUCAAGACUUUUGCCAGUACCAAGCAGAUUUUCUCAAUGGCACCGCCGACAACGUCCACCGGAUCAUCCCUCGCAUCAUUCAAGUUGAUCAUUCUGGAUGAGGCAGAUGCCAUGACAUCGACCGCGCAGAUGGCUCUUCGUCGGAUUAUGGAGAGAUAUACGGCCAACACCCGGUUUUGUGUUAUUGCCAACUACACUCAUAAAUUGUCGCCGGCUCUUUUGUCGCGGUGUACUCGGUUCCGCUUUAGUCCGUUGAAGGAGGCCGAUAUUCGAUCGUUGGUGGACAAGGUGGUUGAGAAGGAGAAGGUGAAUAUCCAGUCAGAGGCGGUGGAUAGUUUGGUUACUCUGAGUAAGGGUGAUAUGCGUCGGGCAUUGAAUGUGCUUCAAGCAUGUCAUGCGAGCAGCCUACCACUCCCAGUAAAGAACGCACCGAAGGACCAACCCCGUCCAGAACCAGAGACUAUCACCAACGAGACGAUUUACGACUGCAUUGCCGCACCGCAUCCCUCAGAUAUCCAAGAAAUCAUGUCUACACUGCUUUCGACUAGCGAUGUCACAUCCUGCCUCAAUACCCUGGAUACGAUCAAGAUCAACAAAGGUCUGGCUCUGGCGGAUAUCCUGUCCGCUCUGGCAGAGCAACUACAACAAUUGGAGGUACCUGCGCAGACGAGAAUUACUUGGCUGCAGGGUUUGGCGGAGAUUGAAUGGCGGUUGUCUGGUGGAGGGUCGGAAACUAUGCAGACGGGAGGUAUGGUUGGUGUUGUACGGAAUGGGUGUGAGUUAAUGGGUGCAUAA